GCACUAAUGUGUUCUGCGGCUAUAAUGCGGACAUACUUAUAAAAAGAAAAGGAUGAUGAGGAGGAUGAGUUUGUUCCCCCACCGGGGCACUCCUCUGGGGAACCUUGAGUUGACCUGUGAAGAGAUCCAGCAGGAGGUUGAGAACGACACACAUGAGCUGGUGUCUGAGCUCGUCAAUCUCCCAACCAGAGCCAGAAUCCAGGCGAUACGAGCUCUGCCCAUGACUUUCCAUGAGCGGAGAUAUGUCAGGGGCAGAGUGAUGUCAGUGAAACACUCGAAGAAGACCGACAUGCUCCCGACGUGCUGCACCGACUGCCAUCAACAAACCUCUCUGUUUUUCCGCAGGUUCGGUGCCAGUGUGGCCACGGCCCGGAAGCGUUUGGUGAUAUGGCAGGAUGCGCUGAAGGAGAUCGGCGGCCGCUUUGGCACCUCCGUCCUCUCGUACUUCCGCUUCCUGAAAUGGCUGCUCAUGUUCAACAUCAUCUCACUACUCAUCAACUUCUGCUUCAUUGCCAUCCCACAGAUCAUCCAUAGCCCCAACAUUACACACACGGUGAACUUCAGAGGCCUGGAGCUGCUCACAGGAGCUGGAUACUUCAACCAGACGGUGUUCUUUUACGGUGGCUAUAACGGUGAAGUUAUUGUGAGUCAGCCUCCUUACAAUAUGCAGCUGGCUUAUUUCUUCACCAUAGCGGCUUACUUGGUGCUUUGUGGAGUGUCGCUUAUUUACAGCAUGGCCAGAUCCUUCCAGAAGAACUUUGUGUUGGUAUCUGGCCCCACCUACGGCAGCGCAUGGCGUCUUUUGUGCAGCUGGGACUUCAGCAUGGUUAAUGAGAAGGCCAUCCAGAACCUCAAGAACAACCUAGGAAUCCAGUUAAAGGAGACUUUAUCCGAGCGGCUGCAGAGAAAAGCCACGGUGUCGGCGUCCACCAUUGUGAAACGGCUCUCACUUUAUCUCCUGGCAUGGACGCUGUGUGUCGGACUCGCCGUCGCCUCCUGCACAGCCAUCUACUUCCUGCAGUCACACCAGAGUAAACUGGUGCUACCUGUUCCCUGGUCCUCAGAUGAUUUAGGCACGGAGGCGUCCACGCUGAUCCUGCCUGUCGUCGUGUCCCUCAUCAACCUGAUCGUCCCGCUCAUCUUCUCCCUCGUUAAUAAAAUGGAGCACUACACCAACCCCCGCACCAACAUCUACAUCGGCAUCAUGAGAAAUGUCCUGCUGAAGAUAUCCAUCCUGGGAAUACUGUGUUACUACUGGCUCAAGGACGUUCCCAGUACCAUCCCAUGUUGGGAAUCGUUCGUGGGUCAGAGUGUGUAUCGUCUGGUUCUAGUCGAUUUCAUCUUCUGCCUCCUCGGCUCAUUCUUUGGAGAGUUCCUGCGCAACAUAAUUGGAACAAAAUGCAUCCCGAGCCUCGGCGUUCCCGAGUUUGAUAUCGCCACAAACGUACUCAAUCUGAUCUACGCUCAGACGCUAGCAUGGAUUGGGAUCUACUUCUCCCCACUGCUUCCCAUCAUCCAAGUCAUUAAACUGUUUAUCAUCUUUUACCUGAAAAAGGUCAGUUUGAGUAUGAACUGCCAGCCACCAAAGCACACCGGCAGAGCCGCUCAGAUGCAGACGGUGUACCUAGCGCUUCUGUUUUUCACCUCGUUCAUCGGAGCGCUCUCCCUGGUGGCCUACACUGUGUGGAGCCUGAAGCCUUCCGAGCAGUGUGGACCUUUCCAGGGUCUGGACACACCCUUCCAGGCCAUCCACCAGUGGAUGAACACGGUGCACUACAUCCCGGGAUCUGAGUGGGCCUGGUGGUUUUUCGAGCAUGUGCUGAGGAACGAGCUGUUCUUCUACCUCAUCACUCUCAUCGUCCUCAUUCUGACGUACUUCCUGUGGCAAAUCACUCAGGGCAGGAAGCAGCUCAUCCGGACUCUACGUGAGCAGAUCGUCAAUGAGGGUAAGGACAAGACCUUCCUGCUGAACAGAUUACAGAGCAUCCAGAAACAGAGGAGAGCCGCCGCAGCCUUCGGUCCCCAGGAAUUCUCUGAGAGGACAUACUUCAAUCAAAACUGGAUGAACACGCUACCGUUGGAAAUGUGAGACAUAUUAUUAAAGACUUUUGGCCUCCUGCCGGCGAGUAAUUACGAGGUUCCCAUGCACCAGGUCUCGGACUGUUUUUCUGCCCAACAGAAGUCUGAUAUUAGUGGUUUCUGCAUUCUAGUGACAACACACUGUUCGGCUUAAUGUUUCCUGCAUUAAUGCCACUCUUCUACAGAGAAAACAACAACGGGCUGUGGUUCAUGGUGGAGACUCGCAUUGUAAUACAGAAUUCAGUUCAGUAGACAGCAGUGUUUCAUUACACAGCUCAUGCACCUAAUUAUGUCACUUUAUGUAAAGCUGUUAAAGAAUUUUAGUUUUGAAAUAUUAAAAUGUUUACAAGUCGUUGUAGCACAUGUACGAAAAAUAACCAAGGAAUAAAACAGUGAAACGAUA
This is a messenger RNA of Ictalurus furcatus (blue catfish), 2482 nucleotides long. It is a transcript of the gene tmc5, whose product is annotated as transmembrane channel like 5. The record is from RefSeq and is a predicted model, not a curated record. The transcript is spliced from 18 exons. NCBI's taxonomy places the organism in Eukaryota, Metazoa, Chordata, Actinopteri, Siluriformes, Ictaluridae. Gene Ontology annotation, molecular function: mechanosensitive monoatomic ion channel activity. Gene Ontology annotation, cellular component: plasma membrane. Bases 53 to 2089 code for a protein of 678 amino acids.